Messenger RNA from Electrophorus electricus (electric eel), 798 nucleotides. It is a transcript of the gene spic, whose product is annotated as Spi-C transcription factor (Spi-1/PU.1 related). The record is from RefSeq and is a predicted model, not a curated record. Gene Ontology annotation, cellular component: nucleus. Gene Ontology annotation, biological process: cell differentiation; regulation of transcription by RNA polymerase II. Gene Ontology annotation, molecular function: DNA-binding transcription factor activity, RNA polymerase II-specific; sequence-specific DNA binding. NCBI's taxonomy places the organism in Eukaryota, Metazoa, Chordata, Actinopteri, Gymnotiformes, Gymnotidae.
AUGCAGGGAUCUCUGGAUAAUGAGAUUAAUCAGGAUUUUCAGGAUGCUAUAGAUGUAAUGCAGCGUCACUCCGAGCACUCGGAGAUAUUCUACUGCAACGCAGACAGUAAGUACUAUGAGGCUCUCAGGUGUCAGGAGUCUUUUGUGCAACACACUGUUUCCUGUUAUCAUCACUACCCCUCCCACAGUGGCGGACCAGCAGCCUCGUAUGACUGGGGUGAGACGUCAUCGUGGUCUCACGUUGCGGCAGAGACGUCUCCGUGGGCGGCGGUCGAGGCCCCGACGCUCUUCCCCCUCCUCCCGGAGCGCCUCCGGAAAGGCCGCAAGAAGCUGCGGCUGUACGAGUACCUGCACGAGGCUCUGCACGACGCCGGCAUGGCCGACUCCAUCCAGUGGACGGACCGAGGCAGUGGCACCUUCCAUUUCAUCUCCAAAAACAAGGAGAGGUUGGCUAAGUGCUGGGGCCAGCGCAAGGGCAACCGCAAGGCCAUGACCUAUCAGAAGAUGGCACGCGCCCUGCGGAACUACAGCCGCACCGGUGAGAUCGUCAAGGUGCGCCGCAAACUCACCUACCAGUUCAACCCUUUGAUCCUGCAGAGAUUGGAAGCCAUGGCGACGGGCCCCUCGGUGCAAGAGCUGAUCCCUCCCCAGCAGAGCCCCGCCGAGCUGGGUUUUUACCACUCGCCGGUGCCCGAGUGGCACAGUUGGUGCGGGCAGUACCCCUUCCAGGGAGAGUGUGACCUCACCACCGUCCUGACGGCGGACGGUGGGCUCAAAACACAUGUUUCAUCUCAGUGA